Molecule: messenger RNA, 9001 nt
Organism: Toxorhynchites rutilus septentrionalis
Lineage: Eukaryota; Metazoa; Arthropoda; Insecta; Diptera; Culicidae
Gene: MYPT-75D
Product: protein phosphatase 1 regulatory subunit 16A
Exons: 12
Coding region: 2579-4813 (744 amino acids)
Cellular component (GO): cytoplasm
Molecular function (GO): protein binding; enzyme inhibitor activity; phosphatase regulator activity
Source: RefSeq, a predicted model, not a curated record
UCAUCAAAUCCAUCCAUUCAGUCGCGAUCGUGAUCUCGGUCCAUCAGUGUCUGGACGUUUGAAGUUAUCCAUGUGACUGGUUCCUUCCCCAAAAGAACCGAAAGUUAGUGUCGUUGCGUACUGAAUUACAUUAUAUCGGUUGACAUUUUGUGAAUUCUUCUCAGUGAAGUUUAUCAGCGAGCGUUUUUUGUCGGUGAAUGAUAAAUAACUCUUGAAGAUCAUACAAUUUUUGUGUGGCCUUUUCCUUUUCUCCACUUGACUUGUAAAGCAAAAUACGGCUACCACGCAAGCGUAACCUAAUCAGCCUUUACAUUCACUUUUCCCACACCGAGACACAGUGAGUGACCCACACACUCAUACAGGCGCCCGUGUUGUGUUGUGACGAAUGAGAGAGUACAGUCGGGUAGUCAUAGCAGCAGCGCUCCUCGGAGAAGUGCACUUUUUUUUUUUAUUGUUGUUCUUGCGCUGUUAUUCACCGCGCGCUCUGUCACUUGAUGUCACGCGCGCGCACUCCUCUUAUUCGGGAAGGCUUCUUCGUUGCACAAAACAGGUUUUUGUUUGUGUCUGAGUGUGUGUGCGCCUGUAUUUACGUAUUCUUGACCAAGAGCCUACUUUCUAUGAUCCGUAGAUUGUAACGAUAAAUAUGUGGAGCAGUGUCGCGUCCGAUGGAUCAACAAUGGCACACUUUUGGAGCGUUUAGUGGAACACUGUGAACGCACAACGGGUGGGCAUCACUUCCGGAAAAGGGUUGCAAGGUGUUGUAAGGUGAAAGGUCAACUUGUUCAAGAUCUAUAUUGGAAUAGGUGUCGGAAUGAGACGAGUUAAAGUAGACUCAAAGUGAAUAACAAAGAAGAAGUGAAAAGUAAUACAGUCAGAACGUAAAGUGUGUGUUUGUUUAUCCCAUUCUGUGUAGUUUAUGUCUGUUGCUUUCUUGGUUUGGCUGCCCGAAGCGUCGUAUUCGACAAGGAGGAACAGGUGCGUUUGAAACGAUUUCUCCUCGUCGUUCCUCCCCCUAUCCGUCAGGAAAUAGAUGUGAUGCUGAUGGAGCCGCAUUUGCAGACUUAGGUGGAAACUAAUUGUGGAUAAUUGUGAAAUUAAAUUCCUGCGUUGCUUGGUUCACUGGCCGAGUGAUCUUCGGUGGAACUCGAAAGGCGACAACAACGCGGUGCUGUGUCUUUUUUUAUCUUACUCCAAGUGUCAACGUGUUUCUCGAUGGUGGUGGAACCAGUGCAGUGAGGAGUUCCAACGCGCUCCAACUCCGCUCGACAGAAACCCGACAUUAACUGUGGCAGCAGCGGCCAUAGCUCUCCGACAACGACGAAGUUAAGCCAACCGAAAACGCGUUCGCGUUUGUACCAGAUUUCGCAGCUGUGGACCGGAAAGCAAUACACAAAGUGCUCUUGUUCGUGUUUUGUUAGAUUUGUAGUUGUUUUGGUUUUUGUUGCUGCAACGCAACAACAGCGCAGUGAGUGAAUAAAACAGGGGAAAAAACAGUGCGAAAAGUGAUUGUUCGUGUAGAGCGCGCAAAAAAAAAAAAAGAAAAAUGAAUACGACGAGGUGAGGUAAUAGCAGCGGAAAAAAUAUUACCUGUGCAAAAAUAAAGCUGAAAAAAAAUCGCAAAUUGUGUUUGUAUCGAAAGCGGAGCUGUUCGAUUGUUAGGGUGGUGUUUGGAUCUGGUGGAGCACCGGAGGAGGAGCAUCGGUGCGUUGGCUUACGGUUUUCGAAAAACGAAAGUUGCAACGCACGCAACGCAGGUUUUAUGGAAAAGGAGUUUUUCCGCAAGAAAACGGUACGCAUUGGCGUUGUUGUUGCUGUGUGAGGGGAGAAUAGUUACAUACCCAGUGUCUAGUGCUGAAGUUGUUUCGUUGGUUACAAACUAGUUUACUAUAAAAUCUCUCCCCUGCCUCGUGCUUCCUCAUCUUCGUCGGCGAAAAGACACAACACGCGGUGUUUUUUGCGCAUAGGAACCGGUUUGCGAAUUUGCUGCCGCACUGUCAUUCUUCGCUGGGGGAUUUUAUACGUUCCGAGAUUUGAAGAUCUGAUGUGCUUCGACAACGCUCGACUUGAUUGAAUCGUGGUUUGACGAUCCACGAUUAAGAUGCAACCAACGCAGGAAGCUCCAUCAACUGUGGGGUGGCCCCUAUCGCUGUCCGGUUCCGGAUUUAUCGGCGAACGUGACUGAGAUCCGAAAAAAAACACUUGUUAAACAAAACCCCCCCCAAAAAAAAAAGAGGAAAUAGAGCGACCGCGCCGCUACAAGGGAAGGAGAGUGCUAAUGCAAUUAGUGAAUUUUGUGAGCUGCAGUAAAUCUCGCACUCGCAAACCGUAACUUCCGUAUAACCUCUCUCUCUGGUCUCUGGUCCUCCUUCCGAAACAUUUAAACAAACGCGGGCGCGCGUUUGUGUGUCGGAGAGCGCGCGCGAAAUCCCAACAAUUGCCGCCACCACGAAAGCAACGCGCGAACAAACACAAGAUCAUCAUCGUCAUCCUCAACAUCAUCGCGGCGCGUAAUCAUUGGGAGAAGUAACGAAUCAGUAGCAGUGGCAGUGGCCGAAAGUUGAGCUUCGAUAUCAGCAAAAUGGAGCACUCCGAUUUAGUUGCCGAGAUGGCUCAGGUCGAGCAUCUUUCAACGCAGGAUCGUCUGCAUCUCGCGCGGAUGCGACGCGCGCAACAGCUGAAGGUGGCCAAACAGCGCGAGAAGGAAUGGCUCAAGGCCCAGCGGAGCAAGGACCGGAUGGGCAAUCAGCAGCACAUGUCCUCCUACAAGCGGCACAUCACGUUCGAGGAUAGCGUGGUGCUGCUGGAAGCCGCCGCUCGGAACGAUAUCGCCGAGGUGGCCAAACUGCUGCAGAAAGGGGUCACUCCGGACGCGACCAACAUGGACGGGCUGACGGCGCUGCAUCAGUGCUGUAUCGAUGACAACGCCGAGAUGCUGAACCUGCUGCUGGACUUCGGAGCGAACGUGAACGCCCAGGAUAGCGAGCGGUGGACACCGCUCCAUGCGGCCGCCACCUGCGGUCAUCUCAAUCUGGUGAAGAUUCUGAUUGCCCGCGGAGCCAAUCUGCUGUCGGUGAACGCCGACGGGAACAUGCCGUACGAUAUCUGCGACGACGAGGAAGCUCUGGACUACAUCGAGGCGGAGAUGUCCAAGCGAGGGGUGACGCAGGAGCUGAUCGACGAGACGCGGGCGGCCACCGAGACGCAGAUGCUGAAGGAUCUGCAGGACAUUGCCGCCCAGGGUGGAGAUCUGGAAGUACCUGACAGCCAGGGCGCGACGCCGCUACACAUAGCGUCGGCCAAUGGCUACACGAGAGCGGUAGAGUUCCUAUUAGAGCAGCACGUGUCGACGGACGCGGUGGACCACGACCUCUGGACACCGGUCCAUGCUGCCGCUUGUUGGGGUCACCUGGAAGUAUUGGAGAUGCUAGCGCAGAGUGGCGCAGACCUGAAUGCCAAAAAUAAGAACGACGAAACGCCUUCCGACAUUUGCGAAGAUCCGGAGAUUCGGGAACGAAUAGAACAGCUCAAGUCCGAGCAGGAGAGCAAACGUUUGGCGGAAGCCCAGCGCAAAAGAGUCCGGCGAUCACAGAGCAAUAACACCAGGGCACAAUCGGUGCGGCGAACUUCGUUGCGAGACAAGGGUCUCACCACCAAGAAGGACGCCGUCGAGGAAGCCCGCUUUCGAUUACAAGCGCAAGAGGGCUACACAACGCCGGAUGGUGCGCCCCCACCGGCGGCGAACAACGCGACUACAAACGGUGAUAACAACAACCAAUCAGCGUGGUCCUCUUGUGCUAACACUUCCGCUAAUAAUAAUUCCUCUUCCAUCAAUUCCCCAGCCGUCAAUAACAGCAUCAAGAAUAGCAAUGGUCACCUCAACUCUGUAAAUAACAAUAACAGCCUCAACAACGGCAAAACGAAUAACGGCACGAACGUAACGUUGAAUAACGGACUGAACAUCAACAAUACUCGUUACAACAAUCAUCUGAACAACAACAACAACAACAACAAUAACAUCAGCCGGAAGGAUCAAAACUAUGGCGGCCACGGAACGAACACGACCUCAUCGUCUUCGUCGGCCUAUUCGACGUCUUCUUCGCAGCCAACAUCGCUCAUCCAGUACGAUCGCCGCUCGCCGGAGGGAAAGGACAACGACUCGUUCAUGAGUGAGGGCAGCAACGGCGCCGCCAAGAUGCUCAACAUCCACAACAACAACAUCAAUGGUAAUCUAGUCAGUAGCAAUAGUAGUAGUAAUCAGCAAUCAAACAUUCCAAAUGCGGCCACUGCCACGACUACGACGGAAGUGUACUCAACCUCCAACAACGAGAACGGCAAGAUCAACGUCCAGGUCACGGUUUUAGUAGAUCCAUCUGUCGCAGGAACAUUGGCCGACCUGAAGAAGCACCGCUCGCAGAACCGUUCCAGUGUGAGUCCGGAGAAUGGAUCGCUCCUGAGUGGCCAAAGCCUGGGCAGCUUAAACCAGAAUGGCGGCGCCCACAACAACGCCAUGGGACAGCCGCUGGAACUGGCGCUGGUUUCCGCCGCUGCCGCGGAUCAUCACCAUCACUACACGACGACGCAUCAUCACGGCGGCGGCGGCGGCAGCAGCGGCAAUGGCAGUAUCACCGGCGGAGACAAAUCUGCCAUUUCCACGCUCAGCCGGGCCACCGGAAAUGGGUCACUGCUCAUGGCGGCAGGGACAGUCGAGGGCAACAACAGCACACCCAGUGGGACACUGAACAAGUUCAGUGGCAAUACCAGUGACGUCGUCAGCGAUAGCACCCGCUCCCGGAGGUGCUGCGUCGUGAUGUAACUCAAUCGAGAUGGACGAUCGAGGUUCGCAAAAUGAAGAGAGAAAAAAGGUAAGAGAUUUAGGAGCAAUCAGCAAAAAAAAACCAAGAAACGAAAAGCAUGAGUUUAUAUACAAUAUGCAAAAAGGGAGAGUGUUAUUUAGCAUAGAUAUAGAGCUGAAAGGCAACUGAAAGUUGUGAUAUACGAUUUUUGUAGGAUAGUCAUUUAUUUUUUUCCCGAUUCGUUUUGAUUUGGUGGCUUCUGGCUCCUAUACACAGUCUCGCGGGAAGAGGAAGCCACCAUCCACGAUUUGAGAGCAUGAUUUCGUUAGUAUUAUUAUAUUCAAAUUUAGGAAUGCAAAGAACAAAAAAAAAUGGGAGCGGGAUAAAUGUGUGUAGAUAGAGUGCGCGUAUCGGCUGGAACAAAAUUCAUCAUGUAUUCAGUAUUCAAGUAACUAGAUUAGUGUACUUAAAAAGGGAAAUUUUCUGUUUCGAGCUCCAUUCGCCGAUAAAUGGGGAGAAGAAAGGUUAGGAUUUUUUGUAUUAUUAUUAUUAUUGUCAGAAUUGCAUGAGCCACUCUUUCGAGUGAAUAAAAUCUUAUAAAAUAUAGUGGUGUUUAGGGAGGACCUGUGCGGUGCGGAGUGAAAUAUUACUGACAGCUUCUUAUUUCCUCCUUUGUCCUGAUCGUCAGUGCUUUUCCUAAAAUUUAUGGUGAGCCUUAUCGGAAUGUUGUUUUUCAUUUCCAUAUAUCCUAUUACGGAGACGAAUGAAUCAUUAUGAAGAUUUAUGUGAAGUCUUUGUAAACAGAAAAAGACGAAAAUAUGACCAAUCUUAGUUGAGACAAUUUUUUCAUAAUAACGAAUCAAAAAUUUAAAAAACCUUUUCAUUGAAAAAUCAUAACAUGAGAAAUUCUGCUUUAAUCGAAAUGUGUAUUUUUACAGAGUUGAUUGAAACUUCGUUGGAUAAUCACCGAACACUAUUCAUAAUAUGCAAUUUUUCAUUAGCUCACUUCCUUCUCAGCUUCGUUCAUACAUGGUUCUUAUUUCUCUUAAAAUUACCAAAAAUGGUAAAGCAGUAGCAAACCAAUAAGAAUGUUAUGAAACCCCCUCGGGCAAAUCUGAAGCACCCAAGCUGUGGAUCUCGUGGUUGUGUGAUUUUCUUCUUCUUCAAUGGCACUAACGUUCCUAGAGGAACUUCGCCGUCUCAACGUAGUAUUACUUGCGUCAUUUUUAUUAGUACUUAGUUGAGAUUUCUAUGCCAAAUAACACGCCUUGAAUGCAUUCUGAGUGGCAUGUUCUAGAAUACGCGUGAUCACAGUGCAAGUCGGAGGAAAUUUCUUUGACGAAAAAUUCCCCCGACCAGAACGGGAAUCGAACCCGAACACCCGGCAUGUUAGUUAUGACGCUAACCACUCGGCCAAGGGAGCACAUUUGGUUCUUUACCCUAAUAGAAUUAGAAUGUUUUGAAUAUACCCAAAAUUUUUAGCACGGGUUUCGUGUCUUCCCCCAGAAUAUCGAAAUAUCGAUCCUUUGUUCCAUCUAUAAAAUACAAAUUUCCAACACCAACUGUAGACAUAACAUCCCAAACCAUGAAGGAACCGCCACUGUUUUUGACGAUUGAUCAAAAAUUCUUUCGUUUGAACUUUUCAUUUAGUCAAACCCCAGUAACAUUUCCGGCCGGUUUAUUUUAAAUUCACCGCAUUCAACAAAGCCCUCGUUACCCUCGAGAACUAAUUUUCCUUGAAGUGCUUGACUUGACCUCUACGAGGGCAGUCCGAUAAGUACUUAGCCUACAAAAAAAACAAAAAUUUUGGAAAAGUGGCGAGUUAUUUCUCAGCAUACACUCUGUCCAACUUCUAUAAAACCAUCCUGAUUAUAUUUCGUUCCAACACAAACAGUUAGAAUUUCAACAAGAUACAUUCAUACAUUGUAGAAUGCAUAGAAUAAAGUAUAUUUAACGUCAAUUUAUUGUGCUUGAAUAUGAUAGUUUCAGCUGUCCAAUUUCUAUAAGACCAUUUCAAAAUUCAUAUGUAUUUUCAAUGAAAAAUUCAAAACUACUACCUGAUUUACAUGUCAAUAAUUGGCAACCUUGCCAUUUUGGACUUAUAAACUGGAAAAUUCGCGUUGGCAUACUAUUUACCAAUUUUUUCUGAACGGAUUUCUCGAUAUUUUUCCGUUUUUCAAAAAUGUGACCUUGAGCUCUUCAAUCGUGGUGUACCGCUUUCCCUCGGUGUAGAUUCUGCGUACAAGGAUCCCUCUAAGAUUUUCAACAGCAUUCAAGUCUGGAGAGCGAACCAGUCAACCCAAAAAAUUGAGUUUUUAGUCCUUAAAUCCAUUGCUUAGUUUCCUUGCUGGUAUGAAUGGUAGCAUUGUUUGUGAAUUGUGAAUUUUUUGUGACGAUAUCCACGGAAAAACGGUAGGAGAGAGGAUUCCAGAGCAUAAAUGUAAUCCCGCCCGAACCUUGCACGAGACUCCACCAAAAUUCCUGGUUUAAAAUUACUGUUCCUCUUUCCGUAAAUCACGCCAGUACCCGGUGAAACCAUCAGGACCAUCCAAAUUGAACUUUUUUUCGUCACUGAAGAUAAACUAGCAAAGAUAAAAGUAAAAAAAAUAACUCAAGAACUUUUCGUUAUGGAAUAUAGUAAAAUGUAUUCUUUUGAAAACUUUCCUUGUCGUGACCACGUCCCACUAUUGAUUCAUGUGAGCUGUGGCAAAUCUCAGUUGUCGUUCGAUGUGGGAUGGUGUAUGAUUAGAAGCUUUAACCUUUUUUAACCUCUUUAUGUAAGGACUUUUGCACCCGUGGCCGAGUGGUUAGCGUCUCACAUUAUCAUGCCGGAUGUUCGGGUUCGAUUCCCGUUCUGGUCGGGGGAUUUUUCGUCAGAGAAAUUUCCUUCGACUUGCACUGUGGUCACGCGUAUUCUAGAGCUUGCCCCUCGGAAUACAUUCAAGGCGUGUUAUUUGGCUUAAGAAAUCUCAACUAAGUAUUAAUAAAUGACGCUAGUUAAUACAUACGUUGAGACGGCAAAAGUUCCACAGGGAACGUUAACGCCAUUCAAGAAGAAGAUGUAAGGACUUUUAACCAAAAUUUGACGUCUCCCGUGAAACAUUUCGAAACUAUUCUAACUAUUUCCCGAUUAUCCCGGUCAGAGAGCUUCGAUUUACGUGGGGCUCUGUUCUUUUUACCGUAUCCUUGAGUAUUCGUCAAAUAACUGAGAACUACUUGAUAGGAUCGUCCAAUACGACGAACAAUUUUUCUAAUUCCAACAUUUUCCUGGUGAAAUGCAACGAUUCGUCCUUUUUCUCUAUCCGUGACCACUUUUCCUUUCGGCAUUUUCUAGAUUAAUUAAUCAAACUAAAAACAACGGAAAACGUAACUGGUCUUAUAGAAACUUGACACUUGAAAAAUACAAAAACAAUUAUUUACGUUCAAGGCUUGCACACACACAUAUAUGUACCUUUUUGUCUCAUAUUCCAAACACUUUAUUUUUAAAGGUAAAUUUACUAAACUUUUAUGUUAUAAAUAAUUGAAUAAUGAAAACACAGAUAUUCUUUGGGAUAUAGGCUUAAUUUUGACAUCAUUUACAGGUAUCGAUAUAGCCUAUAAUUUAUAAUAUUAAACAUUUGCAAAAAAGUGACAGUCAAAACCAAAGAUAAAAUGUUUGCGUUAGCAAAUUCCGUAAAAAACGAGCAUAACUCAUUUUUUCAGUUUUCGUAGUUGUUUCAACUAUUUUGUUUGCUGUUUUCAUGUUAAACGGUGUGUUACAUCAAAUUGCAUCACGGAAAAAACGCUGCAGAAAUUGGCCCAGUAGACCGAUCCUUUUGAAAAUUUUAGACAGUAAAAUAAAAACUAUCAAACAACUUUUGGCAUACGGGCCCAAGCCCGUAUGCUCGCACCUUCCUCUUCACCCCGUCCAUAAGGUUCUGUACAACGUCAGUUUGUAGUUUUUUUUAACAGAAAUCCAUUUUCUCUUGAAGUCCGCCUCCGAUUUGACAACUUUUGGGUUCUUCCGGAGGGCCUGCUUCAUAAUCGCCCAAUAUUUCUCUAUUGGGCGAAGCUCCGGCGCGUUGGGCGGGUUCAUUUCCUUUGGCACGAAGGUGACCCCGUUGGCUUCGUACCACUCCAACACGUCCUUUGAAUAGUGGCACGAAGCGAGAUCCGGCCAGAAGAUGGUCGGACCCUCGUGCUGCUUCAAUAGUGGUAGUAAGCGCUUC